Aspergillus neoniger CBS 115656 is the source of this 1590-nucleotide messenger RNA. RefSeq names its product putative transcription factor Rap1. The record is from RefSeq and is a predicted model, not a curated record. Gene Ontology annotation, molecular function: telomeric repeat DNA binding. Bases 216 to 1526 code for a protein of 436 amino acids. Gene Ontology annotation, biological process: regulation of DNA-templated transcription; telomere maintenance via telomere lengthening. Gene Ontology annotation, cellular component: shelterin complex. The transcript has 4 exons. Lineage: Eukaryota; Fungi; Ascomycota; Eurotiomycetes; Eurotiales; Aspergillaceae.
GUCUCGUCCUUCACAUUGAUUGUGACCUGGCUUUUUGCAUAAAAUUUAUAUCGAUGACGCUAGUCCUCUUUCUGAAUAAUCGAUACCUUCACAUGCUCACUCUAUCUGUGGUUUAACUUCCUUGACGCGCGGACACGUGAACACGUGAUAACGUGUUUCUGUAUACCUGCGGGUCUACAACUGAAAACAUUCGCGCUUUUGACCUGACGAUUGAAAUGACUGAAACGAGCAUUACAGGAGAUAGUGGUGUAUCAAGAGAGGCAGCAACGCCCCUUUUUCAAGGGAAGCAGUUCUGGUUGUCUCACAACAUCCCCCAAAGGAGAUGGUUCAAGGAAUUGAUUGAGAAAAACGGCGGUACUAUACGGCUGCUAGAGAAGGAUGCAGAUAUCAGAUUGGUUGAUCAUAAGAGAAAGAACUUACCCUCUGACACGUACUCUUUCAAAUAUGUCGAAGACUCACACCGCCGGGGAAAGCUACAGAAUCUAGAGAAUUAUAGAGCUGGGCCUUCUGAAGCACGCCCCGUAGGGGCUACCAACAUUCCCACCAGAGGCCAUAAGAUCCCCUAUACUCUUGAAGAUGACCAGUUGCUCUGGGAUUGGAUGCAACCCCACGAGAGAAACCCCAAGGCUACCAUUAGAGGCAAUAAGAUCUAUCAAGAGCUAGCCGAGAAGCAUCCAAGGCACACGUAUCAAUCAUAUCGGGAUCGGUACCUCAAAAGGCUCAAGGGGCAUCCACGCCCUGGUGGCAUGCCAGAUUCAACAGAUCAACCUGCACCUGACGAGCCCUCCGACUCAGCCACUCGCGCGGUCCAGUCUGAGCCUCGAGGAGGGUCUGCACAAGGGGCUGAAUCUACUGCCAUCCAAUCAAAUGACAAGAAAAGGAAACGGGCUUCUGAGGAUACUCCUGAUGAGGACAAUGUAGACAACCCUAACAAGCCCAGUCAGAAGAAACGAGCUACCGAAAUCAAUAUCAACCUUCCAGACCCUUUCAUCUCCGAACCUCAGACAAAAGUGGCUGCAGUAUCACAUUCAGCGACAGCAUCCAACGGCCAGAGACCAACUCUUGGGGCAACGGAGGCGAGAGAACGUGGGGCCACUCAGGAAUCAAAGGCCCCAGCUAAGGAGCCACACCAGCCUUCACAGCCAGACCCUUUGUUUCUAGAGCUCCCAUUCUUGCCUUCGGAUGAUGAUCCUGAAGACGAAGAUAUGGAGCAGGAUAUCGAUGCAUGGAUCGAUGAACGACUUCAUACUGGAAAGGCUCAGCAUGAGGAACAAAUACACCAAGCACUGCGGUGCACCAGCAUGGAUCCAGAAUUAGCUGACAGGGUCCUGGCUAUCCUAGUAGAAGGGAAACCUAUACCGGAUGAUAUGCCCGGUGUUUGGACACCUGAAGAUGACAAAUGCAUAGAAGGAAAUGAGACUCGAGGCAUCCAACGAGUCAUGGAGAAGCAUGGGACGGAGGCCUUCAACAAUCGCUGGGAGUACCUCAGCAUGGUCAGAGAGGCCGGUCUUCUGGAUACCCUAUGAAUAGGACUGCCGCAAUUUCAAUAUUCCGGAACUGCGAACUAAUAAAUAAUAAUGUACAUGGAUC